CCCAAUCAAUUCUCAACAUCUCAUAUUUACAGUUUAGCCACUGCCUGAACCCUCAACCCCUCUUUCUCUUCUCCGUUCCACCCACCCACCCCCACCUUCUGUCUGUUCCGGCUAAACCUUCACAACGUGGAUUCAUUUUGUUAUAUAUACGAUUUUGAUGGACUUUGUGGUUGAUGAUCACAUCAGUGCUGAUGAGGAAGAGGGCUCAGUUGUGGAACUCAGAACAGUAGAUGAAAAUGUGAUUGGAGGAAGUUCCAGUGAGGAGGCACUUCACCAGGUGCAUGAUGUCAAGGUGGAUGAAGACCUUCCUGAAAGGGAGGACCUUAUAUUAGAAGAAGCACAAUCUCUCGAUAAUUCAACUUCAGAUGAACCUUUCGUUGGCCUGGAGUUUGAAUCUGAAGCCGCAGCACAUGCAUUUUAUAAUGCAUAUGCAACAAGGGUGGGUUUUAUCAUCCGGGUUAGUAAGCUUUCGCGAUCUAGGCGUGAUGGCUCCGCCAUUGGUCGAGCACUAGUUUGCAACAAGGAGGGUUUUAGAAUGCCUGAUAAGCGGGAAAAGAUUGUGCGACAGAGAGCAGAAACAAGGGUUGGUUGCAGAGCAAUGAUAUUAGUUAGAAAAAUAAGCUCUGGGAAAUGGGUUGUCACAAAAUUUGUCAAGGAGCACUCUCAUCCAUUGUGCCCAGGCAAAGGUCGCAGGGACUUGAUCUAUGAUCAAUACCCGAACGAGCAUGACAAAAUCCGGGAGCUAUCUCAACAACUGGCAGCUGAGAAAAAGCGAUCUGCUACAUAUAAGAGGCAUUUGGAAAUGAUAUUCGAGCACAUUGAGGAGCACAAUCAAUCUCUGUCUAAGAAGAUCCAAGAUAUUGUACACAAUGUAAGGGAGUUGGAGUCCAGAGAUGAACAUCAUCAUAGAUAGUUUUAGCUUAAUAUGCCUUUGUUGAUAUUAGUGUAGAACCUAAGUUCAGUAAAGAUCAUAAUGAUUACUGUCUUGACUUGCCUUUUUUUUUUUUCUCUCCCUGUUAUUCUUUUCAUUUUCUUUGGGAAGAGUAUGAAAAAUUUAAAACCAGACCAUAUUUUGUGUUCACCUUUUUUUUUUCCUUUUCCUUUUUGGGUAGAAUUGUGGAAACUUAGGAAAAAUUGACACAGAAUGUCUACUUCUGGUGCUUCCAUUGUAACAUUCUUUUGGAAGGUUGGAGUCACCUUUUUUCAUUUUUGUAAAAUCUCAAGUCCAUUUCAUUA
Messenger RNA from Solanum pennellii, 1236 nucleotides. RefSeq names its product protein FAR1-RELATED SEQUENCE 5. The coding region runs from base 158 to 913 and encodes 251 amino acids. The transcript has 3 exons. NCBI's taxonomy places the organism in Eukaryota, Viridiplantae, Streptophyta, Magnoliopsida, Solanales, Solanaceae. The record is from RefSeq and is a predicted model, not a curated record.